This is a messenger RNA of Lodderomyces oxycetoniae, 1077 nucleotides long. RefSeq names its product Slp2p (gene SLP2). NCBI's taxonomy places the organism in Eukaryota, Fungi, Ascomycota, Pichiomycetes, Serinales, Debaryomycetaceae. The transcript has a single exon. The record is from RefSeq and is a predicted model, not a curated record. Gene Ontology annotation, biological process: mitochondrion organization. Bases 1 to 1077 code for a protein of 358 amino acids. Gene Ontology annotation, cellular component: membrane; mitochondrion.
AUGCUAAGGAGCUUGUUUAUAAUACAAAGGCCAAGUAUUGGUCGUCUUGCUGGUACUGGCUUGCUUGCUAAGCGUGGUUUCACUUCUUUAUCAUCACAAGGAGGAGGAGGAGGAGGAGGAGGAGGGCCAUCUGUACCACCAGCGGCUUCGCUAAACUACUUCCAGAAUAAGAGUCUUCCCUCAAAUACAGUGAUCAAGUUUGUGCCACAGCAACAAGCAUGGAUAGUUGAGAGAAUGGGUAAGUUCAAUCGAAUUUUACCACCAGGAUUGGCUAUUCUUUUACCAAUAUUGGAUAAGAUCACUUAUGUCCAGUCCCUCAAGGAAACGGCCAUCGAGAUUCCCACGCAGAGUGCCAUUACAUCGGAUAACGUCUCGCUCGAGUUGGACGGGGUCCUUUACGUGAAGGUGAUAGAUCCAUACAAGGCAAGCUAUGGUGUUGAAGAUUUCCAAUUUGCUGUAUCUCAAUUAGCACAAACUACAAUGAGGUCGGAGAUUGGUAAUAUGACUUUGGAUUCGGUUUUAAAAGAACGUCACAAUUUGAAUAACAAUAUUAACAAGGUGAUCAAUGAAGCAGCUAACGAUAACUGGGGGGUUGAAUGUCUUCGUUAUGAAAUUAGAGAUAUUCAUCCACCAAAGCAAGUAUUGGAAGCUAUGCACCGACAAGUUAGUGCUGAGCGUAGUAAAAGAGCAGAAAUAUUGGAAUCAGAAGGUAACAGGCAAAGUAAAAUCAACAAAAGUGAAGGUGAGAAACAAGGCAUUAUAUUGCAAUCGGAAGCUAAUAAAAUCGAAAAGAUCAAUUUGGCAAUGGGUGAAGCUGAACAAAUUAAAUUAAAAGCUGAAGCAACAGCAAAGGGAUUGAAAAUCAUUGCUGAGGCAAUUAAGCAAACUGAAGGUGGAGAAAGGGCAAUUAGUUUGCAGAUUGCUCAAGAGUACAUAAAAGAGUUUGGAAAAUUGGCAAAGGAAUCAAAUACAAUGAUUGUGCCUUCUAAUGUUGGCGAUAUUUCAAGUUUCAUGGCCCUGGGAUUAUCAAUUUAUAAGAAUUUGAAUGAACAAGAGAAGAAACAGGCUCAAAAAUAA